AUGGACCCAUGGAUUCCAUCCGGACGCUUUCGCGUGUAUGCAGCUUCUUUCGGCAUAGUUCUCCUUGGUUUAGGUUCUGCUCUGUGGUAUCUGGGUUGGUCUAGCUUGCCAUGCUUUGGUCUUAGUGCACCUAGCCCCCCCGUGAGAACUACCCCAGGGCGCCAAGGCAAAUGGACCGAACUGGACAUGCCUCAUUUGGAGGUUAUAGAUCCAGCAGUGCAGCCUGUUUCGGCUACCGCAGUGAUGCCUCCACCGGGCGUCCCUCAAGUGCCAGUUGGUGAGCCUCCAGGUUUGUCUAGUGGGGAGCCGAGUAGGGUUAGUCAGCCUGUAGAGAUAGAGCCAUAUAUCCCAGGUACUAGAGUUCGUGUGUUGCACGUUGCGCCGUACGAAGCACUCACUGGGCAGUGCGGAAAGGUCGUUGAGCAUCGAGCCGAUGGUGUGACCAUUUGUUUAGACAGUGGUUUGACUUUGCAGCAAAUGCCUAAACAUGCCGUCUCCACUUUUUUGGGUUCACCCGGUGUCAACGAUACAAUUUCUAGAGACUCAGUGUAUGCACCUUUUAGCCUUUCUAGCCCACCAUCCAAGUUGCAAACCCAGGCAUGCAGAUUGAAGGAUGCAGUCACUAAGGCAGCAGCUUUGUCAGCCACCACGCCUAGUUGGGGCGCGUUGUUUUGGCAGGCAGUCAAGAACGAAAAGGACAUCUAUCAGUUAGAGCCAGAAGUACAGUCUGAACUGAAGAAGUCUUUGCAAGAGCUUGAGACUCUUGGUGGGCCAACUCAUGGUAGUGGAGGAGCAUUCGCACGUGUGGCAGAUGUAGGAACAGGGGGGAACCCAGAACAGAUGGCGUGGCACCUCCGUUUGCCAGCAGAUUUGCAGCGCGCUGCGCCUGAGCUGUAUCGCAACAUUCGUUCAGAAGGAUGCAGCUCAGUGCGGCAAUGGGUCAAUGACCAGCACCCUACGCUGGAGUUGAAGCAGUCAUCUGGGUACCAAGACCUUUUCACGGCUGCCACUAUCGUUGAUUUUGAGCUAGCAGAUUGCAAGAGUGAGGCGGCCAUCAUGCAUCGCCUUGGCACCUCAGACACUUUAGAGAUCCAGUUGAGAAAGCUAGGUGCAUACGUCUACUACAGACGCACCAAGGACCGCACAGGCGCAAACCGCAUGUUGGGUGUGCGUGGGGUCACCGCAGUGCAUGAGCAGGUCACACAUCCUGCCUCUUGUUGCGUGACCGAGACAGAGGCAGAGGAAUUCAAAAGGAGACUCGAUGGUUUUGCUCUCCUACCAUUGCCAACUCCAGAGCGGCCGGAAUGGAAGCGACAUCGCUCAGCUCGUUUGCGCACUCGACAAAAGCAUCGUUUGCAGGUGUGGAGAGUAGCGUGCGGGCUCGUCAAUACCAUCAACGCUCUGAACUAUGGUGAAGUUGACACCAAGCUGACAUCGCCUGAAGCAGCAAGAUUUGGCCGAGUGAAGGCUACGGCUGCCAGGACUCACGUUGUGCAACGCCUCCUCAGUGAGGCAUCUGCAAUAGCGCGGGAACGCCGGAGCUGUGGCUUGACAGGCGUCCAGUCUUCGCGAGCAGUGGCAUCCCUUUUGAAGCAGCCAGUCGAUGAUCUUGGUUAUAUGAACUUCUGCAAAGUAAAACAGGUGCCUCUUGAGGCAGCAAGGCUUGUGGAACCUCCGGACACUAGAGCCAUUGACAUGCUUGCAGCCCUUCCAGCAGAAGACGCUUGUUUUUAUGAGCAUGAAAGCAAUGUCAUUGAUGUAGAAGGCAAGUCCGAGUCCAUGUUCAAAGAGCUAGAAUCUCACUACGGGUUUAUCGGGGGCUCUGAACAGGAGUACCUCAAAUACCUGGAGCGGGAUGAUGUGCAGCACCUUUGGCAAUGGGACCACAUGCGCAACAUAAGAGCUAUUGCUGGCGUGUCCGCCGUUCCAAAGAAAAACCCUGAACAGCAGAGAAAGCUAAUCAUGCAAGUCGCUGCCAACUACAUGAUGGUCGACCCUUCAAGCAGAGCGCACUUGGGCAUGGAUGGCGGGGGAGCUCUGUCACGGUGCUAUGUGCCUUCUGGUAAAUUGGGUGUCUCAAUCUGCGACGAAGAUUCUGCUUUUACUUUUGUUAGGGUGCCAGAGUGGAUGACUAGGUGGCAAGGCGGGCCUCCGGUGCGCGCAGCAAAGGUGUGGCAUUUGUUGCCGCCAGAUCUCAAGAGUGAAAUCACUGAUCCGUUGCUCGAGUUCGUUUCUCCAAGAUACUUGCGGCUUGCAAUGGGAGGUUCUCAUUCUGUUUACAUUUUGAUGAGAAUCAACUUGGAACACAUCGGUAGAGCAUUGUUUCAAUACAUAGGCAGAGUAAACGAUGAGGAAACGACUGUUUUGCACCCAUCUGCUUGCGACAAAAGUAUUGUAGAGGAGUUCUGCAAGGACAUGAUCUCGGACUCAGCUUGGAAACGCAGGCAAGAUAUUCGUAAGCAGGCAGUUGACAAUGUGGCCGCCGGUUUCACGGUGAGCCAGUGGUGUGAUGCGGUAAGAGCCACCAAACGACAGGGGCACAGGGUGUUCGUCUGGAUGCACUUCUUUGCGGGUAGGAGGCAAGAUGGAGAUGUUGAAGAGUUUGCUCAAAAGUUGGCAGAAGCGAAAGGCUUACAGCUGAUGUACAUUUCCAUUGACCUGGCUACAGACCACCGUUGGGAUCUGACCAUCCCAUGCACGUUCCAUGCGCUUUACCAGCUUGUGGAAGAAGGCCUUGUAGAUGGCGUUUUAGGCGAGCCACCGUGCUCAACGGUGGCGAGUUCAAGACAUGUCCCACUGACCAAUGGGCCUAGACCUCUGCGAUUUAGACAUUGCUUUUGGGGGCGAGAGGACUUGAAACUGUGGGAACGAGCCCGUGUGCUGGAAGCAAACUGCCUGUGGCUUAACUACAUGAGUCUUUGCGAAGGCGUAUCCAGUCGAGGAGGUGUCCACCUCUUUGCACAUCCGGCUGACCCAGGUGUUGAUCCAUACCCUUCGCUUUGGCAAACGGCGGAGAUGAUCAACAUGGAACGCAGAACUGGUGCAAUUCGUGUACACCUGCAUCCGUGCCAUUAUGGCGGCCCGGAGGCGAAGUUGACCUGCCUUUCUGGAACGGUGCAUGGUUUGAUUCAGCAUGAUGGUGCGCAGUGCCCCGGGCUGAGUGACACUCACACUCAUGGCCCCCCCGUUGGGCGAACCUUUCCCAGAGCGCUCUGUGAGGCCAUCGCUAAGAUGUUCAUUGACACCUUUGUGCAUUUCGAAGCUACCAACACUGGACCCACAGGAGCACUUCGUCUGACUAAGGACGUGGCAGCCCCUCGAGUUACAGCUUGGAGCACGUGGUGUGAACAACGGCGUCAUGGCGCCGUGCUGCUAAAUGAGGCGACAGUUCGUCGUCAGGCAGUUGUGUUGUCACCUUUGCAGUCAGCAGUGUAUGUGCAUGUGGACGACACUGUACGCUUGUCCGAUGCCAGUCAAGGGCCCAUCUUCUGCGACAAAAUCAUGGACGGCCUAGUGUCUGCCCUGGAGGAAGUCGGUUUUGGAGUUUCCCAGCAAGAGCGAAAUGACUCAGCAACUAAAGUGGUUGGCUACGAGGUCAUCCGCAACCCUGCCGGAUUCAGACUUCCAAUAAAGAAGAUGGUCCUUCUGAUGGAGGCGUUGAAGUUUGUAGCAAGCUGCAAGAUGGUGCGCAUACGUGUGCUCCACGCGCUAGUGGGCGUGUGGGUGUUUGGCGCACUUCUCAGAAGAGAGUUGUUGAGUGUGCCGCAAGCAGUGUUUUCUUUUUUGACUUUCCAUGAGGAAGCAGAGGAGAAAGAGGCAACGUGGUGGCCGUCAGCACGUCGUGAAGUACUAGCCAUGGCCAGGUUGGUGCCACUCAUGACUUGCCGGGUUGGCUCACCCCUCCCUCAGUGGCUCUUUGCCACGGAUGCCAUGGGAGCCAAUGAGCUUGACAGUGGAGGCUAUGGAAUAGUGAUGACAAAGAUCACAGAGCAUGAAGCCUUGGACCUACUUCGCCAGAGCAAUGCAGAAGGGCGAGCGAUUGCCGGUCUCGACAGUAUGCACGGAGCAAAGUUUCCAGGCAGAGCAUUGACACCCACAGUGCCAUUUACUUUGCUGUCAGAGGAGCUUUUUUGCCCUGAACGGUGGGUCUUAGUUGAGUCAGGACGAUGGCGUUUCAGCGAACACAUCACUUUGGGGGAGUCAAGAACCGUUGUGAAGCUUUUGAGAAAAAUAGCAGCGGUGCCAGAGCUUCACGGCUCGUUAGUGCUUUCGUUACAGGACAAUAGGCCUACGGCCUGCAGCAUGACCAAAGGUAGGAGCCCUUCCUUCCCCCUCAACAGAUUGCUCAGACAGAAGGCCGCGGUUUGCUUAGCGGGCAACCUGCGAGUGCUGCUGCCAUGGGUAGAGUCAGGGAAACAACCAGCCGAUGAGAGUUCACGACAAUGUUGA
Molecule: messenger RNA, 4449 nt
Organism: Durusdinium trenchii
Lineage: Eukaryota; Dinophyceae; Suessiales; Symbiodiniaceae
Source: the annotation of a GenBank genome assembly